Molecule: messenger RNA, 1446 nt
Organism: Plasmodium vivax (malaria parasite P. vivax)
Lineage: Eukaryota; Apicomplexa; Aconoidasida; Haemosporida; Plasmodiidae
Exons: 2
Coding region: 1-1446 (481 amino acids)
Biological process (GO): protein O-linked glycosylation via fucose
Molecular function (GO): peptide-O-fucosyltransferase activity
Source: RefSeq, a predicted model, not a curated record
AUGAAGGGCAGAGCGCACAUUUGGGUUGCCCUCCUGUUGGCUUGCCUACCCCCGCGUUUUAGAAAUUUAGACAAGGACGUUUCUUCCCCGGUAUGCAGAACUGACGAUGUGUACACGGGUGAUGCCUUUUACCCUUUCAAGAAAAAGAAGUACGUCCUCUAUGAUGUUCACAUCGGGGAAGGCUUCAAUCUGCAGAAGGAAGUGCUUUACCGAGUCGCGCUGGCCGUGUACUACCUCAACCAGGAGGAGCGCACACACGUGCAUUAUCUCGUGUUGCCUCCCUGGUGCUACGUCACCCACUGGGGAAGAGAAAGAACAAACGCCAGAAUUAAGUGGAGCAUUUUCUUCAAUCUGAAGGCUCUCCAAAAUGUGAUCCCCGUGAUGGAGUACGCUGAAUAUGAGGGACAGUUUGGGCCGCACACGGAUUACAUCCUUUCGUAUAGACAUAUCAUUGGAGAGUGGCCCAAAAGGGGGGAUAAAAAAAGUUUCCAAGUUUUGAAGCUAGACAAAUGUCAAGUGAAAGGUUAUAAAUUGAAAAAAAAUUUACGUAAAAAUUGUGACCAUAAAUAUUCAGUGGAAUAUUCAGGAAAAUGCACAAAUGUGAAGGGAAAAAAAAUGGAGUGUUUGGAAUUUUUUUUUAUAACUAGCCAUUUUGUAAGUUCCACUCUUUUGGACAUAUUUCAGUACGACGCUGAUUCUGUCCUUAUCAAACACGGCAGCAACAUCCUGGUGGCUUUCAUGAACGAAUUGGUGGAUGCCAAUUUGGAGGAUGUUCUCCCAUACAGUGAGGAUUUAAUAAAUGAGGGAGACCAAUUUGUUGAGAAAAAUUUCAAGUCAAGUAAAAACUACAUAAGUUGCCAUCUGAGGUACACGGACUUUAGGAAGAUCUCCACAUAUGACGUGUCGCCCGUAGGCAUUUCUCUUUUAAAACUCCUUUACAUCAUGUUUUUGCGCAAAAGUACCCUCAUUUUUGUGUCAACUGAUGAGAAGAAGGAAGUGAAAAAAGUGAUUGAUAGCCAAUUUCCUCAAUUUAAACAUUUUUUUUUUUUUUAUGAAAAUGAAAAGUUGCACACAGGACAGGUAGCCAUCGUUGACCAGUGGAUUUGCGCACGUUCAGGCACAUUUGUGGGGAACAUUUUUUCCAGAUUUAGCAUGCACAUAAAAUGGGAGAGAUCUUUAAUCGGUAAGGGGGGGCCAGACCACAAUUUGGAUCUUUGCGGUUACAGCAUUAGCACCAAUCAUGAGUUGCGAAAAAAAUAUUCUGACGUUCAAGAUGCUCACUUAGAUGAGGAGGCCUUGCAGAAGCUGCGCCCCUUGUACAUGCGUCUCUCUCAAAAGGAUAGGGACUUCCUCAGGACCAUUUGCUACGACUUUGCGCAUUACUACCCCCAGAAUGUGAGCAUCUACCGCAGGGGGGAGCGGCGGGAAGAAGGGCGCUUAAUGUAG